GACAAGAUCAGUAAUGUGAGUGUGUGUGUCUAGCCGUCAAUGAUGCACGACUCAAGCAAGAGUGCAGUUACCAUAACAAGAAAUGUACCCUGAAUUACCUGUACAGAAUCAGUCUCACUCAGUCUCCAAGCCGACUCGGAUCUCUCUCUGGCUGGCCCAUUUCACUCUCACUUCCCCUCACCGACCUCUUUCCCCCCAAACCUCCUACUCCCAGAGACUCGUGCUCUUCAAUCCACUUGCACUGCAAGUCCCCCCCCCUUUGUCCACCAGUUCGAGGGGGCGAGACGAGAGGAGAGGAUCAGGGGGGGAGGGUCGAGUAGAAUAAUGGAUCCUCCAGAUAACGUUGAGGAGAAAGCCACACGCGCAGUGGGCGGAUCGGCCGCUUUUUCGGAGCCAUUUGCUAACGGCUUCAAGUGACAGCGUGGCCAUUGGCCAACCAGCGCCGCCCACGCUUAUCUGGGGAGACGGGGACUUGUCAUGGCCCAUGGACUCUCGGCUCUCGACUCUCAGAUGUUCAACCGCCCGGACGGGGGCAACGCACGGCUGUCAGACUGUCUCACUGCUCGGUGGAGAAAGAGAGAGAGAGAGAGACAGAGACAGAGAGCCCUGAGAGUCUGUCAGUCAGUAUCAAGACUGGAGACUCGAGACUGGAGACCGGAUUGAGCCAGCUGUGGGAAUCCCAUUGUUGUGGUUCCCGUCCUUGUCAGUUGCCUCCUCCUGGUGUCGUAUCCGAAGUCCCAUCCUGCAUGCCGGGAAGCUGUCCGCGCCCAGCCCGCCCACGCACUAGGGGAAGACUCGACAACGAGCCUGCUCUCGUUGGUUUGCCUUGGGCCAGAGUACGAUGUAAGUAGUGUUGGGUGGUGUACGUAUCGAAGCACGACCCAAAGCCGAAUCGCCCCCCCCUUCCCCCAUCUUCAUCCCAUCCCAUCCCAUGGACCAUGACCAUAAUGCGACAGGAAACCGAGGGGGCGACUGUGUCCAGGAUGGCCUGCCUUUUUUGAGCCCGUCCUUGCCAAGAUUUGCCUCUCUCCCCCGUCUGUCGAUACAGCUAGACAUCGUAGAGAGAGGCAAAGGCGGACACAGACACAGACCAGACCAACCCGAGCCCAACCCGACUCAAACUCGGAUCCAGCCCUGGACCCUCCCUCACCUUACCUUAUCCUCUAUCCUCUCUCGUGUGGUAAUUAUCCAUCGUCAACGGAGUGCAACCUGCUUACCCCCUUCCUUGCACGACUUGGAUCCGCUUGCCGCCCUUGACAAGAACCCUUAGUCCUUGCGCGCGCGCCGGUUCCUCUCCUUCAUAUAAACCUCUCUUCUCCCCCUUCCCCCUCGUCUCAUCUAUCCAGAGUCGGUUCGGCACUUCCUCUCCGUCCUUUCUCCCAUUUCCUCCUCCCUUUCCCUCUCCCCCCCACGGGUCGUGCUCCAGCAAAUCGUUCUUCGGAACAGACGUUGUCAACUUGUCUGUUGACACACACCCAUUCUCGACACCACACUUCCGUUGAGAGACGAGAGAGAACACACGACCAUCACCAUGGCUCCUCAAGAAGGGGUCCUCCCCACAACGGUCGAGGCCGAUGAGAAGGCCAUCGGCGGCCCUCCCGGCUACGACUCGGGCAGCGGCAAGGCCGUCCGCGGCGCCAUCAGCGAGGAGGCCUGGGCCACCCGCGCCGGCCUGAACCUGACCUCGUUCAAGAAGCGCGAGUAUGGCCGCGGCAUCGUCGAGCUCGACCGCGCCAUGAGCAGUCGCCACCUCCACAUGAUCGCCAUCGGUGGCUCCAUCGGCGCCGGUUUCUUCGUCGGUUCCGGUGGUGCCCUGAGCAAGGGUGGUCCCGGUUCCCUCUUCAUCGACUUCCUUCUCGUUGGUAUUAUGAUGUUCAACGUCGUGUACGCCCUUGGUGAACUCGCCGUCAUGUACCCCGUCUCUGGUGGCUUCUACACGUACUCGACUCGCUUCAUCGACCCCUCCUGGGGAUUCGCCAUGGGCUGGAACUACGUCUUCCAGUGGGCCAUCGUGCUCCCGCUCGAGCUGACGGUAUCCGGUCUCGUCGUCCAGUACUGGAACCAAGAAGUCAGCGUCGCCGUCUGGAUUACCCUCUUCUUCCUCGUCAUCGUCAUCAUCAACAUUUUCGGCUCCAUCGGGUACGCCGAGGAAGAGUUCUGGUCGUCGUGCCUCAAGCUCGCUGCGACCAUCGUCUUCAUGAUCAUCGCCCUCGUCCUCGUCCUCGGCGGCGGCCCGGAGAGCGGUCAAUACAGCGAGUACUCGGGCGCGAAGCUGUGGUACGACCCCGGCGCCUUCCGCAACGGCUUCAAGGGCUUCUGCUCCGUCUUCGUCACAGCCGCCUUCUCCUUCUCCGGUACUGAGCUGGUUGGUCUGGCCGCGGCCGAGGCCAAGAACCCCGUCAAGUCGCUCCCGGGCGCCAUCAAGCAGGUGUUCUGGCGUAUCUCGCUCUUCUACAUCCUGGGUCUCUUCUUCGUCGGUCUGUUGAUCCCCUCCGACGACCCCUCGCUGCUGUCCGAGUCCUCGUACUCGGACGUCAAGGCGUCCCCCUUCGUGCUGGUCGGAAAGUACGCCGGCCUCAAGGGCUUCGACCACUUCAUGAACGUCGUCAUCCUCGUGUCCGUCAUCUCCAUCGGCGUGUCGGGUGUCUAUGGUGGAUCGCGUACGCUCACCGCCCUGGCCCAGCAGGGUUACGCGCCCAAGAUCUUCACCUACAUCGACCGCUCCGGACGUCCCCUGCCGUCCGUCUUCGCCAUCCUCAUCUUCGGCCCGUUGGCGUAUGUCAACCUCAACGCCAGCGGACCCGUCGUCUUCGACUGGUUGUUGGCGCUUUCGGGUCUGGCCGCCGUCUUCACCUGGGGUUCCAUCUGCCUGGCACACAUCCGCUUCCGCAAGGCGUGGGCGUACCACGGCCACACGACGGACGAGAUUCCGUUCAAGGCCAUCGGUGGCACCGUCGGCUCCUGGAUCGGUCUCUUCCUCUGCUUUGUCGUUCUCGCUGCUCAGUUUUACACUGCGAUUGCCCCUCCCGGUACGAGCGAGCUCAACGGUGCUGAAGGCUUCUUCAAGUCGUACCUCGCCCUCCCCGUCGUCAUGGUCUUCUGGAUGGGCGGUUUCCUCUGGAAGCGCACUGGCUGGCUCCGUACGGCGCAGAUGGACGUCGACACUGGCCGACGUGAGCUCGACUGGGACGAGAUCCACGCUUACCGCGCGCGCAUCGCGGCGUUGCCCAAGUGGAGACGCAUCAUUCACCACGUGUGGUAGUCGAGAGGCAGUUGAUGAAAAAAGGAGGCAAGGAGACGAAAAAAGGAACGCCAUACGCGCCUGCGCUUGCAAGAAAAGCGUGGGCAGUGAGGCUCGUUACCCCGUUCAUGUACAUUGUAAUGAUAAGGAGGGGGAGUUCAGUUCCAUGAUUGACGACGUGCCUCAUGGAACGAGGCGACUCAUCCUAGUAAUUGUUAGCAGAACUAAGAUACCACGAGUGUUUUUUACACAUUAAAAACAUCCAUACCCCCCCCCUGGCUGUAGAUAGUGUCAUCAGGAGAGGCCUGCGCAUCGUGAUGCUGGAUGAGAGCUGUAUGUUGUCGAUGUUGUGUGUUGUUCGACUACCACGUGUCCGCUCGCAUACGAAGAAAGGAUUGAGAACAAGAACAGCAAAUGUGACAGAGGUCUGCCAGCCUGUUAUGUGUUAUGUGCUUUCUGGUCUUGCUGGCCACUGUAGAUGCCAAGACGCUGCGGGCGUUCUUGGGGUUGAAGCAACCCCCUCCCCCCCCCCCCCCCCUCUCCCUU
This is a messenger RNA of Colletotrichum destructivum, 3787 nucleotides long. Its product is annotated as Putative amino acid permease. Gene Ontology annotation, cellular component: membrane. Gene Ontology annotation, biological process: amino acid transmembrane transport. Gene Ontology annotation, molecular function: amino acid transmembrane transporter activity. NCBI's taxonomy places the organism in Eukaryota, Fungi, Ascomycota, Sordariomycetes, Glomerellales, Glomerellaceae. The transcript has 4 exons. The record is from RefSeq and is a predicted model, not a curated record. Bases 1532 to 3262 code for a protein of 576 amino acids.